AUGUCGCACAACAACCCCACGUAUCGUCGUAUCGCUGUGAUCGGCGCCGGGCCUUCGGGUUAUGCUGCUGCUCAUGCAUUGUCAUUGGAAAAAAAGUUCGAUGUCAUACGCGUAUUCGAAAGAAGAGACAAAAUCGGAGGCCUAUGGCACUAUGAUUCAAUUCCAGACGAAUUUCCUUUAAAAGAAAACCCAGAGGUUGUAUUGCCUUCUAAAUUUCCUGCUCUUGCGCCGCCUGCUACAGAAGAUGUUACUGCGCGAACAGCAAUCUACGAGAAACUGGAUAGCAAUGUCGGCGCGGAAAUCAUGGCAUUCUCGCAUACCCCGUUCCCCUUGCAGAAUUCGGCGACUUCAGUUCUGCGCCUAGGACAAAACAAUGCUAGUCGUCCGUUUCAGGUGGUGCAGAAAUAUCUCGACACAUUGUUCCAAAAGUACCGGCAUUUCGUCUCACUGCACACGACAGUUGAGAGAGCAGAAAAGAAGGGAGACCAAUGGGUUCUGUCCCUCCGUCAGCCUGGCCAUGCUGAGCCCGAUGGUCAAUUGAGAGACUUUUGGUGGCAGGAGACAUUUGAUGCUAUCGUUGUUGCGACAGGUCAUUAUAACGUGGGCGCCAUUCCUAAUGUCCAGGGACUUGAUGAGACCUAUAAGACAGUCCCGACAGCAUUCGAACAUUCAAAGUCAUACCGAUCCGCAGACAACUAUGUCGCAAAGAAAGUCGUCGUAGUUGGAGGCAAUAUCUCUGCUGCCGACAUUGUCACCGACCUGCACGCCAUCGUCAAAGGUCCUCUUUACACUGCGCAACGCGGACUGAAUGAGAAAUUGAUUCCCGCAUGGAAUCUGCCAGGAGUAGUUCGCAAGCCUCAGCUGAAACGAGUUUUUGCAUCGCCCACAAAUGGCAAGGUCGGCGUCGAGUUUUCUGAUGGUGAAGUCGUCGCCGAUGUGGACAAUAUUAUCUUCGCAACAGGUUUCCGAGUAGCAUAUCCAUUUAUCCAGCCAAACAACCCGGUGACAUUGACGAAUCGGCUGGAUGGCGUGUAUGAACAUAUCGUGAAGAUCGGGGACCCAUCCCUAGCAUUUGUCGGACAGGUCAAAGGAGGGCUCAGCUUUCGUGUGUAUGAAUAUCAAGCAGUAGCUGUGGCACGCAUACUCGCUGGUCGCGGUAACUUGCCUUCUGUCGUAGAGCAAAAGGAAUGGGAAAAGAAGCGGCUUGCACAAAAGGGGGACUCUGUGGCCUUUCACGAAAUUCUUCCGGACUUUGGACUGUACUGGAAUCGGCUUCGAGAAAUAGCGGGCAAACCUGCACCAGAAUCAGACGGAUAUGAGUUGCCCCUGUGGCGACAAGAAUGGGCUGAUACCGCUCUAGCGAUUCUGGAGCGAAAGGGGAAGUGGUGGAAUGACCAGAUACAGUAUGCGAAAGCACGUCUAUGA
Molecule: messenger RNA, 1425 nt
Organism: Talaromyces rugulosus
Lineage: Eukaryota; Fungi; Ascomycota; Eurotiomycetes; Eurotiales; Trichocomaceae
Exons: 4
Coding region: 1-1425 (474 amino acids)
Molecular function (GO): flavin adenine dinucleotide binding; NADP binding; N,N-dimethylaniline monooxygenase activity
Source: RefSeq, a predicted model, not a curated record